Molecule: messenger RNA, 1134 nt
Organism: Rosa chinensis
Lineage: Eukaryota; Viridiplantae; Streptophyta; Magnoliopsida; Rosales; Rosaceae
Product: oligoribonuclease
Exons: 8
Coding region: 132-839 (235 amino acids)
Cellular component (GO): mitochondrion
Molecular function (GO): 3'-5'-RNA exonuclease activity; nucleic acid binding
Source: RefSeq, a predicted model, not a curated record
AAAGUUCAGCAGCCCACGCAUAAAGGGUUCUAGAGACUUGAGGACUCCGGUUUGAAACGAGUAGACUAUCCUUGGUCUGAUUUUGUAAGGUUUGAGGAGUAGACCGGAAACCCCAAGCAAACCAUUCACUGAUGGAGCAUCUCGCAAAUGCGUUCUCUGCGCUCAACGUCGACGUUGAAGACGACGAUGAAAUACGAGGGGCGCCUUCCACUUCCAAGGCCACAGAGGACACUUCAGGCAAGAGGGACAAAGCCAACAACUCUGAUAACGUCGAAAUGGCAGAUCAUGAGUACAAGAUGCCCCUUGUAUGGAUUGACUUGGAAAUGACUGGUUUGAAUGUUGAAGUUGAUCGGAUACUGGAGAUUGCUUGCAUAGUUACCGAUGGCCGACUAACCAAAUCCAUAGAGGGCCCUGAUCUGGUUAUUCAUCAAAGUAAGGAGUGUUUGGAUAGGAUGGGAGAAUGGUGUCAAACUCAUCAUAAAGAUAGUGGGUUGACGACUAAAGUGCUUCAAAGUACAAUUAGUGAAGGAGAAGCUGAAAAGCAGAUCAUAGAAUUUGUAAAGAGAAACAUUGGAACAUAUACACCUCUUUUAGCAGGAAACUCAGUUUAUGUGGACUUUGCAUUUUUAAAGAAAUACAUGCCAGAUUUGGCCAGCCUGUUCUCCCAUGUAGUAGUUGAUGUUAGCAGUGUUACAGCUCUAUGCGUUCGCUGGUAUCCUAGGGAUAAAAAGAAAGCGCCUUCUAAAGAAAAUAAACACAGAGCCCUGGAUGACAUCAGGGAAAGCAUCAAGGAACUGAAAUACUACAAACAGAAUAUAUUCAAAGCAAUUAGAAACUGAUACACUGAAAGCUUCAAAGCAUUUGGAUUGCUUAUUGAGGUUUGAUUUGAAAAUACUACUACAUGACAGCUUCUGUAGAGUUGAUACAGGCUUUGUAAAUCACAAUCUAAUUUAUUUAAUGUUCAACUUGUUAAAAUUUUGUACUGAACAAUCAGGUCUGAUUUUGCACUCCAACUUGGAGUAUACCAAAAACAUGGAUUUUCUAGUGUUUCAUGUUAUCUAACUUCUGCACAUUAUGUAAUUAAAUUGAUUUUGAUAUCUCAGAAGUUCUCUAAUUUGAGACUUUGAACAACUA